Saccostrea echinata is the source of this 1383-nucleotide messenger RNA. RefSeq names its product ubiquitin-associated domain-containing protein 2-like. The transcript has 8 exons. Gene Ontology annotation, molecular function: protein binding; serine-type endopeptidase activity. Lineage: Eukaryota; Metazoa; Mollusca; Bivalvia; Ostreida; Ostreidae. The record is from RefSeq and is a predicted model, not a curated record. The coding region runs from base 68 to 1087 and encodes 339 amino acids.
CAGUGGACAGAGGCAGUGGUGAUGCUGUUUUCUUACUUUUAGCCGUCAUUAUCCCAUGGAAUGAACUAUGUGGCAGCUAAACAGUGCUUCGGGAUUUUAUAAAGCACCGGUGUGCAAAUGCAUUCUGGGAGCCAGCUUCUUGUCGUCAGUCCUCAUCAACUUCCCCCUGAGUCAGUACCGUCAUCUGUGUGUGUACCACCACUCCCUUAUUGUAGAGAAACUACAACUGUGGCGUCUCCUCACCGCCAGAAUCGCCUUUCUGAACGUCAAGGACCUCAUGAUAGGAAGCAUUCUGUUUUACUAUUUUAGAACUUUUGAAAGAAGAUAUGGUUCAAGAAAAUUUGCAUCACAGCUGAUAGGAUUUUUUGUAUUUGGAAGUGUAUUAGAGCUGUCUGCUGUCCAUGUUUGCAAACUUAUGCAUUUCAAUAUGGAGCCAUUGCCAUCUGGCCCAUUAUGUUUAAUUUACCCAUUUUUUGUACCAUACUUUAUGGAUAUUCCAAGAAUAGAACUUGGAAAUGUUUUAGGAAUCCCGAUGACUGGGAAAUCCUUCCAGUAUUUCCUGGGUCUACAGGUAGCUAGCGGUUCUUUAGAGACCUUGAUAGUAGCAUUCUGUGGAAUUAUAUCUGGAAUUUUAUGGAGAAAGAACUUUUUAAAAAUCCAGCAGCUAAUUGUGAUACCCAGUGUGAUUGCUGGAACUGUGUAUAAAGUUUUUGGUAGAUUUAUUGACUCUGCAGAACCUAAAGACUAUGUUCUCCCCAUGGGAGCCACUCUAGAGCUUCAGAGACAGGAGAGGAUGGAUCAGAUUGAACGACAGGUGUUAUUGCAGUCAAUCCGAGAGCAGGGACCGCCUUACAAUCCAAAUCAGAAUGGUCCUGGACUGUUUGGAGCAAUGGAUGAUGCAGAAGAUUUUGCAGAAAUAAAUGAAGGAUUAAGGCAGAGAAAUGUCCCAGCAGCUGAUCCACCAUCACAAGAACAGAUCCAGCAGCUAGUGGAUAUGGGAUUUACAGAGGAAAGUGUGAGAAGGGCCUUACUUAUGUCUCAUAAUGACCUCAAUACAGCAACAAAUUUUCUGCUCCAAGAAUCUUAGCAGUCCUUGCUGGCCUUACAUUAAAAGAUCAUUUUCUCAUUAAAAAUGAUGAUUCUCACCAAAGAUAUGGUUGAAUUACCAAAUGCCUUACGGUAAUAAGUCACUGUAAAUAAAUAGUGUUUUUAAUUUUGAUCCUGUACAAUGUACAUCCGCUUUAUUUGUACUUCUAGCUCACUUGCAAAUUUAUAUUACAUAGUGCAGAUACAGUGAAACCUGUCUAAUCCGACAUACAUUGGUGUCGAAAUAAACAGGGUGUUGGAUUGCACAGUGGAAAGAACAUAUGAAAUGGGAAUGAA